Ceratitis capitata (Mediterranean fruit fly) is the source of this 836-nucleotide messenger RNA. Its product is annotated as protein CEPU-1. Gene Ontology annotation, biological process: synapse organization; homophilic cell-cell adhesion. The record is from RefSeq and is a predicted model, not a curated record. The transcript is spliced from 6 exons. The annotation marks the transcript as partial. Lineage: Eukaryota; Metazoa; Arthropoda; Insecta; Diptera; Tephritidae. Gene Ontology annotation, cellular component: plasma membrane; neuronal cell body; axon. Gene Ontology annotation, molecular function: axon guidance receptor activity.
GCGCCAACACACGCCCCAUGAGCACUUCACAGACGGCAGCCAUGUCGGGCGUGCAACCGCAUUUUCUCUCACGCGGCCAUACAUAUCGCGCUGUGGUGGGCGACACUCUCGUGCUGCCGUGUCAAGUUGAAAAUUUGGGAAAUUUCGUUUUGUUGUGGCGACGCGGCAUCAACGUCCUCACUGCCUCCAAUAUAAUGGUGACAAGGGAUGAGCGCAUAAGACUGAUAGACGGUUAUAAUUUAGAGAUAUCAGAUUUAGAGCCACAAGAUGCUGGGGAUUAUGUUUGUCAAAUCAGUGACAAAAUAAAUCGUGAUCAAGUGCACACUGUGGAAAUAUUGGUUCCACCAAGCGUACGAGCCAUACCCACCUCUGGUCAACUGCAGGCGCGCAAGGGCGGACCAAUUACAUUGGAAUGCAAAGGUUCCGGAAAUCCCGUACCGUCAAUUUAUUGGACGAAAAAGAGUGGCGCUGGCAAAUCAUCGGCACGUAUUGGCGAUGGUCCAAUUCUGACACUAGAGAAACUUGAACGUCAACAGGCUGGAGUUUAUCAAUGCACCGCAGACAAUGGAGUUGGCGAACCGGUUACAGUUGAUAUGCGUUUAGAUGUUUUGUAUCCACCAGAUAUACAAGUCGAGAAGUCAUGGAUACACUCGGGCGAAGGUUUCGAAGCAAAACUUGUUUGCAUUGUUUACGCUGAUCCAGUGGCUACGGUAUCCUGGUAUCAAAACUCAUUUCCGAUACAAACGACCGAUAGGCGAAUUAUGUCAACAAGAGCAAAUAGACACACGCUCACCAUACGUCACAUACAGCAAGAGGACUUUGGCAACUACAGGUGA